AUGGAUUUAAACGAUAAAGAGCAUGAAAAAUACGUACAAUCUUAUGGUUUGUACAAGAAUCGGCCGCGAAUCAACUUCGUGAAGUCUCAAGAAGAACAAACAGAAAGCCAGAAAAAAAUCAAAGAAAAAGAAUCUGUUUCAUCUUUUUAUUACUCUCUAUUUUCGGAAGAUGUGAAGAAUGUGAAAGCAAAUGCUGUCAAUGACAUAUCUGGGUCGGUAUGUCCUACUUGUCAAAUAUUCAUUAAAGCUGAAAACCAAAUAACACACGCAAAGUCUGUGAGACAUUUAUUAUCGAUAAAUCAUAUAGAUAAUAAAUUCCAACCUGGUCUUGUGAAGCCAGAAAGUCUUGGUUAUCGAGUUUUAUCCCAAUUUGGGUGGUCUCCGAAAGGCCAUGUUUCUGGACUAGGUGCUGAGCAUCAGGGACGUCGAGCCCCUGUCCGUCAUGCAAGGGUUAAAAAUGAUACUUUGGGAAUUGGAAUUCAAUUGCGUCCCAACAGAUUGAAACCCAUUUCUAGAAAAGGUAAACGGUAUUCUCAGUUUCAACAUAAUCGGGAUGUUCGUUUAAAACAGGCGUUGUUAAAGCAUUUUUCUUCGAAUUACUAG
Molecule: messenger RNA, 603 nt
Organism: Schizosaccharomyces cryophilus OY26
Lineage: Eukaryota; Fungi; Ascomycota; Schizosaccharomycetes; Schizosaccharomycetales; Schizosaccharomycetaceae
Product: RNA-binding protein
Exons: 1
Coding region: 1-603 (200 amino acids)
Molecular function (GO): nucleic acid binding
Source: RefSeq, a predicted model, not a curated record